AAUCAACUUCUACACCAUUUCAUCACAUCACCUACAACAAAUCAUGACUUUCAUAUCCUUCUUCCACCACCUUCUCCUCAUAUCUUCUCUUCUCUUCACCCUCACAUCAUCAACCCCUUCAUUCAGACCUAAAGCACUUGUCCUACAAGUCUCAAAAGACCCAUCAACACUCCAAUACACAACCACACUAACCCAAAGAACCCCUCCUAUCUCAGUCCCUCUAACCAUCCAUCUGGGUGCCCAAUUCUUAUGGGUUGACUGCGACAAAAACUACGUCUCCUCCACUUACCGCCCUGCUCGGUGCAACUCUGCACAAUGCUCUUUAGCCAAUUCACACAGCUGCAGCACUUGCAAUGCUCCUGCUAGACCAGGCUGCAACAACAACACAUGUGGCCUAUUCCCCGAAAACCCCUUCAUUAGUACCUCCACUUCUGGUGAGCUUGCAAUGGAUCUUAUCCGGGUCUCCUCCACAGACGGGUCUUUCUCGGGUCCAGCUGUAUCUAUACCAAAUUUCAUCUUCAAUUGUGCACCCACUUCAUUGCUUAAAGGCCUACCCAAAAGAGUGCAGGGUAUAGCUGGUUUUGGAAGGUCUAAAAUCUCUGUCCCUUCUCAAUUCUCCUCUGCUUUCAGUUUUGUUAAAAGAUUCUAUCUUUGCCUUUCUUCAUCCCCAAACGGUGUCGCUUUUUUCGGGUAUGGACCCGAUGAACUUGUCCCAGGAUCUGGUGUAACCUUUUCUUUCACCCCUUUACUAAUCAAUCCUGUUAGCACUGCAGGAAGUUCUUUUGCAGGGGAAAAAUCUGCAGAGUAUUUUAUUGGUGUAAGAUCCAUUAAAAUCAACCAAAAAGAAGUACCCAUUAACAAAAAUUUACUGUCAAUAAACAAACAAGGAAUUGGUGGGACUAAAAUCAGUACAGUGGAUCCUUACACUGUUCUAGAAAGUUCCAUCUACAAAGCAGUGGCUGAGGUGUUCAUGAACGAGUUGGGAAACGUGUCGAAAGUUAAGGCUGUGGCACCAUUUAAGGUGUGCUAUGACUCGAGCUCGAUUUCGAGCUCGAGACUUGGGUAUGAAGUCCCUACAAUUGAUCUUGUGUUGCAAAAUGAGGAUGUGUAUUGGAGUAUAUCUGGGGCUAACUCUAUGGUGCAAGUGAAUGAUGGGGUUAUUUGCCUUGGAUUUGUUGAUGGUGGUGUGAAACCUAGGACUACAAUUGUUAUUGGAGGGUAUCAAUUGGAGGAUAAUUAUUUGAGGUUUGAUUUGGCAAGUUCUAGGCUUGGGUUUAGUUCAUCAUUGUUGCAUUUUAGGACUACUUGCUCCAAUUUUAACUUUGGUUCAUGAAUAUGAAUUUGUCGAUAAAAGUGACAUUCUGUAAUGAGAAAUGUCGAACUCAGUAGCAAACUCAAAGGGACGGAGACAAAGGAAGUAUUUAAUAUAUAUAUAUAUAUAUAUAUAUAU
Molecule: messenger RNA, 1450 nt
Organism: Amaranthus tricolor (Joseph's coat)
Lineage: Eukaryota; Viridiplantae; Streptophyta; Magnoliopsida; Caryophyllales; Amaranthaceae
Product: probable aspartic proteinase GIP2
Exons: 1
Coding region: 44-1333 (429 amino acids)
Biological process (GO): proteolysis
Molecular function (GO): aspartic-type endopeptidase activity
Source: RefSeq, a predicted model, not a curated record